UCUUGUGUGAUAAACGUUAUCAGUUAUCACAUUUUUACCAUGAUCAAUAUCAGUAUCGUAAUCUAAAUUGUGAUAUCAUCGUUAGCCGUUCGGCACUUUUACGUUUGACCGUGUGUCCGUGUACAUCUCUUCAUUUCUCUUUGCGCGCGCAGUGCCGCCGGCCCUGUGGACUUCGCCUGUACUUUUCUGAUGUAAGACGAUUGUACUCGAGGAGCGUCUCGCAAACGCCCUACCAACAGCUGAACACGGCAAUCGCGUUCGGAGCUUGUCAACGUCGGUUUCCAGUGUGGAACCAUGGCCAACUCUGUGCGCAAGAUUUGCACGAAAAUCGGAAACGGCCAUCAGUACUUGUUGGGCACAGCCAAAACGUCAGCGUACGGUUGUCACGUCGUGUCGGACACCGUUCAACAGCACUUGGUUAGACCACAGGUCGAAACAAUGUGCAAGAUCAAUUAUGCCGAAAAUUUGUUCCGUCAGUCACAGCCGUUGCUCGAUUACAUUGUUCGACCUGUAAAAAACCAACAAUCCGCAGAAGCGGCCGUUGAGUGGCUCAACUCUGGGUUUAGCAGACGUGCAAACCCCAGAAAUGGCGUUUAUCACAGCACCGCGUUAAAACAAGACAAUUCUACCAAGUCUGACGAAAAAAUCAGCACACCAGAUUCUAAAGGACUUCCUAGUCAAGAACAGCUAGAUCUUGUUUGUGAUAGGUUGGCAGAAGAUUUACCAUUAAUGUUCAGACAAAAUUUAGAUUAUGCAUUAUACCAUCCCAAAUUAGUAUUUGAGAAUAAUAUUAGAGGAACUAAGAGUGUAGGCUUAGAAUAUUUUAUGUCAACAAUUUCUAUAUUACGUUUGAUGGGCCAUUUAAAAUAUGCUUUUGUAAAAUUUGAUAUUUUAAAAAUAACUAAACAUCCAGAAGAUGGAACGAUUAAAAUGCGUUGGAGAAUCAAAGGUAUAUCAGGAAUGAAAGUAUUCUUGAAGUUUUGGAAAUUCAGACUAUGGAACUUGGAACAAGUCAUAAAAGAAAAUGUAGAAUCAUGGCAUGAUGGUUUUUCAAUAUUCUAUUUAGGAUCUGAUGGUUUGGUUCAUAAGCUUACUGCAGACAAAAUGCAACCAUUUAACGACCCAGUAAUAGAGGAUAAAAAUCCACUAGCAACGAAAUUGGCUCUCUUUUUAGGACUAUCACCGCAGUUGGGUAAUUUGGAUUGCUUAGUUUCAUUUGACUCUGAACAGACAAAUGAAUUACUGAAGAUGGUUAUUAUGUCUCUAGAAGAUGUCGUUUAAUAUUAAAGACACAACAUUCAAAAAUACUUCGUGCCCUGUUAAAAAAUAUUCAUUAUUUUUAUACCGUUAAAACCUUUGUUAAAUAAUAUUCAUGUGGCCGUUGUAUAUUUGUUGUUUUGUUAAUUUAUGAAGAAAUGUUUGUUGAUUAUAAAAUAGUUAAACAAGUAGAUGUCAAUUUAACCUAACAUCGUUAAUGUCAUUAUUUGUGAUGAAAACACUAAAUUGCUUAUAGAAUUACAAAAUACCGUAGAUAAGCAUUGCAAUUGA
Molecule: messenger RNA, 1548 nt
Organism: Melanaphis sacchari
Lineage: Eukaryota; Metazoa; Arthropoda; Insecta; Hemiptera; Aphididae
Exons: 6
Coding region: 295-1281 (328 amino acids)
Source: RefSeq, a predicted model, not a curated record